Cuculus canorus (common cuckoo) is the source of this 3594-nucleotide messenger RNA. It is a transcript of the gene AZIN2, whose product is annotated as antizyme inhibitor 2. The record is from RefSeq and is a predicted model, not a curated record. The transcript is spliced from 9 exons. Bases 1387 to 2763 code for a protein of 458 amino acids. Gene Ontology annotation, cellular component: cytoplasm. Gene Ontology annotation, molecular function: catalytic activity. Lineage: Eukaryota; Metazoa; Chordata; Aves; Cuculiformes; Cuculidae.
GCGGGGUUUGCCUGGCACAGGGAGAAGGAGGCUGGUGAGAGCUGCCUGGAGACACUGAGUUUUGGGAAUGGUGGGAGGAGGGCAUCCUGCUGUCAGUGCCCCUCUCCCUCACUAACCUUUGUGCUGCAGCUCCUCAGAGACUUUGGACCCACAACAACAGCGGUGGGACUCAAUGUUCCUGGGGGGAAUCCUGGCAGUGCAGGAGGUGCUGGACCUUGGGAGGGAGGGGGUGUCUGGGCUGGGGCAUGUUUUCCUGGGUCAAGGGAUGACCCAGUUAACUGCUCAUCCUUUCAGGGCCAAACCAGAGCAGGCUGCUUUCUGCUUAGUGAUGUCUUUCGGGAGCAAAGUGUGAGGCUGGAAGAGUUGCUCUCCUUUCCUGAAUAUGAAGUUCUAAGAGCUUAAAAAUUUAGUUUUUCUCCCCGCUCACCAUCUCUGGAGCUCACUGGUCUUGAUUACUCAAUGUAUUACAAAACGCUGCCACUCUGGGGUCAGUGCGGUCCCUCCUAGCGCCAAUCUGGAAUGUCCUCAAUAGGUCUGUGCAGCUCUGGGAAAUGAAACCUCUGUCUCCCACUUGCUUCAGACCAGAGGGAUGCUGUUCCUGUAGAAGCCCUGGCACUAAAUCUGGAUUAUUGGAGUGGAAAUGUUUCCUGUGAGCUCAUGCCCAGUUUUUCAGCUCCCUGGGAUGAGCUGGAACCAGGAGAAGAGAUUGUUAAAGCUGAGUGUGCAAGCUUAAAGCUGAAUGUAUGAACUUAAAGGUAAAACCUCACGAAGUGUGCAAGCGAGGAAACACUGUGCAGCUUAACACGUCCCCUUGUUCUCUUCUGUGUCAUGGGGGAGAAGUGGAACUGGAACCCCAGCACUGGUCUAGGCCAACCCCAGCUCAGCCAGUGUCAGCGAGUGGCCCGUGUGCUGCUCUUUCGGAAUGCCUCCCUGUUCAUGGGGUUUGCGUGCCCAGGGAAGCAGGGCUGUGGGGCUUCAGCUCUUUGAGAAUAACAGGGGGCUUCACCCUGUGCGGCGCACAGCAGAUGCAGCUGCAUGCCAGAGCACAAAGGAACAUGUUCUGGCAUAUCUAGGCCGCCCACUUGGCAGAGAAGUUGGCUUUGUUAUUGACUGUCUCGGUGCCUCGCCUGCUGCUUCACGGACAGGGCUCCUCGGGGCUGUGGGGAUAUGUCUCCUGCCCUGGAGAAGAUGCUCUGUUCCACAGCGGGGCUCGGGGAGGGACAGGAAGGGACGGAGAGCACCUCAGGGCGCAGGCUGGGUGCUGCACUCUAAUGGAGCUUCUGGAGCCCUGUCUCUCCUAUUCCCUUCCUUUUCUCAGUGUGGUGCAUACCGAGAGGCUGCACCCUACUCAAGGAGGCUUUAAAGUAGCGUUAUCACGCCUUGACCAUGAAUGGGUACCUGGACGAAUCCAACUUCAUGAUGGUGAAGGAGGGCUUCACCACCAGAGACCUCCUGGAGAACCUGCUGGUGGAGCUGUGUCCGGCGAGCGACCGGCAAGCCCUCUUCAUGGCAGACCUUGGGGACAUUGUGAAGAAACACCUGCGAUUCCUGAAGGCCCUGCCCCGUGUGAAGCCCUACUUCCCUGUGAAGUGCAACGGCAGCGAGGGGGUGCUGCGGCUGCUGGCGGAGCUGGGCGCAGGCUUCGCCUGUGCCAACAAGGCAGAGAUCACGCGGGUGCAAAGCAUUGGGGUCCCAGCUGACAAGAUCUUCUACAGCAGCCCCUGCAAGCAGGUUGCCCACCUCAAAUACGCGGCUAGCCACGGCGUGCAGCUGAUGGCCUUUGACAACGAGGUGGAGCUGAGCAAGGUGGCCAGGAGCCACCCUCAUGCCAGGAUGCUUCUGGGUGUCACUGCCGACUCCAGCCCUUCCGCCCAUCCAAACAUGGCAUUUGGGGCCACACUUAAGUCCUGCCGGCACCUGCUAGAGACAGCGAAGGAGCAGGCGGUGGAGGUUGUUGGCAUCAGCUUCCACCUGGGCAGCCCCGGUCUGGAGCCCCAGGCCUUCCAGCAGGCUGUGGCUGCGGCGCAGCUGGCCUUCGAGAUGGGCACGGAGCUGGGCUACCGCAUGCACCUUCUGGACGUUGGAGGAGGCUUCCCUGGCACCGAGGACGCCAGAGCCCGAUUUGAAGAGCUCGCUGCUGCGAUAAACUCUGCCUUGGACUUGUAUUUCCCAAAUGGCUGUGGGGUGGAGAUCAUUGCGAGACCCGGGCGAUUCUACGUCAGCUCUGCCUUCAGCUUUGCAGCCAGCAUCACUGCCAGGGAAGAGGCUCCUGCGGAGCAGCCUGGCUCCGAUGAGGAAGAGCCUGACACCAAGAAGAGCCUCAUGUAUCACCUCAGCGACGGCAUCUAUGGCACCUUCAGCUGCCUCCUGUUUGACAGCCCCUGCCCUCGACCUCAGCUGCACAAGCGGCGCUGCCCAGACCCGCCCUGGCACAGCAGCAGCCUCUGCGGCCCCGCGGGAUGUGAUGAGGACCGCAUCGCUGACGGGCUGAAGCUGCCUGAACUGCACGUUGGGGAUUGGCUGAUCUUCGAGGACAUGGGUGCCUACACCAUCGCAGCUCCGACCCCGCUCAGGGAGGGUCCCCAGCCACACAUCACCUACGCCAUGUCCCAUCUCGCCUGGAAAGCCGUCCAGCUCUGCCAGGGAAAGCUGCCACAGACAGAAGACGACCGUGAGCGUGUCUGCGCCCCGCUGUCCUGCGGCUGGGAGAUGGCCGAGACGCUCUGCGUUGCCCCAGUCUUCACUCCGGCCGGCAUCAUCUGAGCAGCACCGGUGUGGGGGGUGAGGUUCCAUGGCAUCGCCCACCACCGGCAUCACCCGCUCCACUCCCAGGAACACCAGCAGAUGGGCUUCGAGGCGCUGCCACAAUCUCUGUUCCUCCUGCUCCCACGGUGCCAUGGGCCUGGUGAGGGUGGUUGGUGCCGAGAGGGCUGGGAUACAUUUGGUAGGAGUUAUGGUAAUAAAUGGCUGUCGAUGGCAGCUCGGGGCCUGUGGGAGGCAGCCCCUUGCUCUUCCUCCCCACCCACGCCGGGAGCGGCGGAGAAUCCUGCUGCAAUCGUGUGUGAUGAGCUCUGCUCGUUAGGGAGCCGGCGCCGAUCACCCAGAGCUCCGGAUCCAUCCAGGUGUCCACAGGGACCCGUGGAUUUUGAGUGGAGGAAGGACACAGGGUGGGUUCUGGGCUGUGGGUGUUACUGGGGGGCAGAUCCAGUCCUGGGGACAUCCCCCAACUCCCCAAGCUCUCAUCAACACUAACAAAGAGCCCUGCUCUGGGGGAACUGGGGAAACUGGGAGGACCCUGGGGCAUUGGCGUGGGGUGUGCUGGGAGCAGUGGAACACUGAGGGGAUACCAGGGGCCACUGGGGGGGUCACUGGGAGCACUGGGAAAACACUGGGAAGACCCUGAGGAGGCAAUGGGAGCACUGGGAAGACACUGGGAGGACACCAGGGAAAAUGGAAAGAUAUUGAAAGCCCUGGAAAGACACUGGGGCACUGGGAAGUCACUGUAAGUUCUGGGAGGACACUGGGGUGCUGCUGGGAAGACACUGGGAGCACUGGCUGGAUACUGGGAGCACUGGUUGGACACUGGGGCACUGG